Parasteatoda tepidariorum (common house spider) is the source of this 1457-nucleotide messenger RNA. RefSeq names its product bombyxin A-1 homolog. The record is from RefSeq and is a predicted model, not a curated record. Gene Ontology annotation, molecular function: hormone activity. Lineage: Eukaryota; Metazoa; Arthropoda; Arachnida; Araneae; Theridiidae. Gene Ontology annotation, cellular component: extracellular region.
AAGAAGCCUAUAUAAACGGGGCGACUGCCGGUAGCACUUCACAGAAAUAGAUUUCCACCAACCUUAAGUUCCACCGAAAAAACAACCUCUUCUCACUGACCAUACUUCCCUACGGUAGUCCAACAGCUGAAAAUUAAUUAAUUACCAAUGGCUUUUAAAAGUUUAUGUCUGGGUGUGGCAAUAGUCUGCAGCAUUGUAUUUGUAAACGCAAUACCAAGGCAUCACAAUAUUCAAAAGCGAAGUAUAAAGCUAUGUGGUAGCAUGCUUGUUGAUGCCCUUGCAACAGUUUGCCAAAAUGAAUACUAUGAUCCAGCAGGCAGGCAAUUGCUCACAAAGAAAAGAAAUUAUGCAUACGUAGCAGAAAACUAUCCUGGUUAUGGUGAUGGAUCUCUAACAGAAUUCGAAGGAUUCGUCGAUCCACAAACUGCUUUGGAUUUUCUCGGACAACCCAGAAGCACCAGAGGAGUUGCGGAUGAAUGCUGCAGAAAAUCUUGCAGUUUCAGCCAGUUGCUGUCAUACUGCAAUCAUUCGGGUUUCAAAUAAACUGUACGAUCUUCACGCGAUGUGCUACCCGCGAAUUAUAAUGAUCAGUAGUUGGGUUGGAUGUUCCUCUCUAACUACUUCAACAACAGCCGUGAUUGUGUUUCUCAUUAUAGAAACAAUGGAUUCCUGGUUUAUGAUAAUCCGGAAUUCAGUGUUUUCGCUAAAGAAUGAGAAAAGAUGGGGGAAAUUUAUGCGGGUAAACGAUAAAUUGUAUUAUGACAUUCAGUAUUUCUAGAGAUGGAAAUUAAAAAAAAAAAUAUGAUUUAUUUUUCAAUUCUUAGACCAAGAAAAAAUUCGAUCAAAAUUUUUAAAUUUAAAAAUAGUACAAUUUUUUCUGUCCUAAUAUUCGGUGCUUCGUAUAAAGUGCCUUAAUGUAGGAAAAAAAUUAAAGAACCAAACCAAAACGUGUUCAUAAGUUUUUGUUCUGUUUUGUUUAUUUUAUGGAUGGUGUCCAUAGAAAGUCUAUUUUGAGUAGGUAUCGGUGAUUGUUUCAUUACCAUGCAGUAUUAUCAUCAGCGAUUUUGAGAAUUUAAUAAUUGUUAACAAAAAAAAAAUUGAGAUUGCGUUUGAGAUUUUUAGAAAAAAAAAUCUUAAAAUUAAUAGUAAAUAUUAUAUAGUACACGCAAGCCAGCUCAACUACUGAACAUUACCCACUGAUUAUAAAUAUUUGAUGAUGCAUUCAUUUUUCAUGAUGCAUAAAUCUUUGUACCUGGGAUUUGAAGAAUAUUUAAAAUUUCUUUCAUCUCAUCAAAGACUAUGACCACCUAUUAUAAAUUCAGAGUGUUUUGAAUCGUCUGUUCGACUCUUGUGUGAUUUAUUGUGUUUUCUUCACAGCACUUCAAUUUUUAAAUUAAACUGCACAUCUUAAUAUGUAGAUAUUUUGUCAUGCUUUCCAUUAAAUAUGUUUAUCAUCA